This is a messenger RNA of Branchiostoma floridae (Florida lancelet), 1042 nucleotides long. Its product is annotated as adenosine receptor A2a-like. Gene Ontology annotation, molecular function: G protein-coupled receptor activity. The record is from RefSeq and is a predicted model, not a curated record. Gene Ontology annotation, cellular component: membrane. The coding region runs from base 1 to 993 and encodes 330 amino acids. Gene Ontology annotation, biological process: G protein-coupled receptor signaling pathway. The transcript is spliced from 5 exons. Lineage: Eukaryota; Metazoa; Chordata; Leptocardii; Amphioxiformes; Branchiostomatidae.
AUGGCUUCGGCAACGGUCUUCUACAGGGCCCUCUAUGCCGAGGAACCGGACGGCGUCGCUGGCAACGCCACGAUGGGAAUGGAUUCGACAACGGCCUUCUACAGGGCCCUCUAUGUCGAGGAACCGGACGGCGUCGCUGGCAACGUCACGACAGCCCUACCUGACUCUGAGAACAAAACCGUGACAUCAGCAUUUGAAGUGGUAAUCAGCACGGUGUCGGUCAUCUACAGCCUCGUGGGUACCGUAGGCAAUGGUCUUGUCAUCUUGGCCUUCUGCUCUUACAGACAGGUUUGUCUCAACGUGCACAUAAUACCGUCGUUCCUCUUCAAAUUCUUUACUUUAUCUACGUAUCGUCGCUAUCUAUGGUACUGGUACAUACACGUCACCAAGUCGCCGGACACGUACAGGAAACUCUUCAGCCCUAUCAAGUCGUUCUUAUGGGUUCUGGUGUCGUGGGUUGUGAGUGUGUUGUUGGUGGUUCCAGGGUUCCUAGGCUAUGGUGAAUUCGGCUGGAGCAAAGAUAACCAUGUCUGUCUCAUAAAUCUGCACGACAGUCCUUACAGUCCAGCCUACGUCUCAAACAUCUAUGGGCUUUUCUAUUUGCUCGUCUUCUGCGUAGUCAUUGCCAUCUACACGAGGAUCUACUUCUUCGUGAAAGAUUCUGUAGUUACCAUGGCAGCAGCGAAUCAACACCUUGCCAACCGUGAGCAAUACGUGUCACAAAGGGUAAUCCAGCGCACCAAACACAUGUUCCUCAUCUUUGGUGCAUUCACGGUUUGCUCGGCUCCGAGCGUGCUGUUGUUCAGCAUCAAUGUGCAUGAAGGCUUCUUGCCAAAGGCAGCUAUAGUAGUGCUGUUUAUGCUGUACCGCAUGAACUAUGUCCUGAACCCUUUUCUGUACGCCUGGAAGCUGCCUGUGUUCAGGCGUGCCUUUAAGGCCCUGGUUCGCUGCAAGCGGCAGCUGCCGUUCCAACCCGGAGCGCCAGUAAACUAACCGUCAAACCUUUGUCGCUACCAAACUGCAUGCACUUCAAGUGCCAUUG